Molecule: messenger RNA, 1252 nt
Organism: Caenorhabditis elegans
Lineage: Eukaryota; Metazoa; Nematoda; Chromadorea; Rhabditida; Rhabditidae
Gene: ttbk-5
Product: non-specific serine/threonine protein kinase
Exons: 6
Coding region: 77-1198 (373 amino acids)
Molecular function (GO): ATP binding; protein kinase activity; kinase activity
Source: RefSeq, marked reviewed
AUCAGUUUCGAAAAUUUCCAAUUCUCCGCGUAGCAGAAGGCAGCUAAAAAGAAAAAAGUAGCCGAUAGAAAUAAUAAUGGCUGUCGAUAAGAAAGAAGAGGAAAAGGAUCCAAUGGACAAUGUUCGUUUUAAAAUUGGCAAACGUUUCGGUUCGUAUACAAUAGAAAAAUCUUUGGACGAAGGAGGAUUUGGUCAAGUUUACCUCGUGAGAGAUAAUAGUGGCAAGCGAUUCGCAUUGAAAGCAGAAUCGAACGAUAUGGAAGGAGGAUCUGCAAUCAAGUUGGAAGCGUUGAUUCUCAGAAAAUUGAACGAUGGAGAAUCGGUGAUUCAUGUGCCGAAACUUCUUCUUUCAGGAAAACGGAAGAAGUAUUGUUACAUGGUAAUGACACUUCUCGGCAAGAACUUGAAGUGUCUGAAGAACAAACGACCCAAGGAGAGAUUCACACGUGGCACAUGGUCCCGGAUUGGAAUUCAAUGUCUGUACGGGCUUAAAUACAUGCACGACUGUGGAUUUGUCCACAGAGACAUUAAGCCGCAGAAUUUCAUGAUGGGUAAUGAGGAUGACAAGGAAAGAGCUAGAAUUGUUCACAUUUUGGACUUUGGGCUAGCAAGAUCUUUUGCCAAGUUUAGCGAGUCAUCAAAAACUUGGAGUGCUCGUCGUGCUCGUGGAACUGCAGAAUUCCGUGGAACACUUCGUUACACGUCCCCAAAUGUCCAUUUUCGUAAAGAACAAGGUCGAGUCGACGAUAUCUGGUCUCUACUCUUCGUGCUCAUCGAGCUUAAUGGAGGGCUUCCAUGGCAGAAUGUUCAGAAGAGAGAAGAGGUUGAAGCAAUGAAAAUGAUAAUGACAGAUCAAGAUGUUAUGUUGAACAUGCCUCCUUGUAUGUGUGACAUCAUUCCUCACUUUCGUACACUUGACUGUUACAUGAGACCGGAUUAUCUUUUGGUGUUCAAAGCUCUUUGGCAAGUGAUGCUUAAUGAAGGACAGACUACAAGCUCUCGCUUCGAUUGGGAAACUUCGGAUCCAGAUCCAUCAAUCUCUCCGGCGGAUUGGGAAAAUCCAGACGGUCGUUUCUUCAAACUGGACAAAAUCGGAAUCAAUGGACCACCUCCCAUGGACAAAUGUGCUGCGGAGUCAACUCAACAAGGGGAUGCUCUGAAGAGUGAUAAGGGAAGAUCGGUGAAUCAAAAGAAAUAGAGAUGAAGAAGAUAACUUGUGUUUGAUUCCAAUAAAAUGACUUGUGAUAAUUUC